UCCGGUCUCCUUUUGACAGGUGGAUCCAAAAUCACCCUUCACUUGUCAUCACUCUAACCCUACCCUACCAACCCCACCCCCAACCACCGCACCGCCGUACUCUCACGGCGGCCCAACACCCCAAUUUUGUUGAAGCAACCGUCGGCUCUCAUAAUCUUCGACGGAAACAUAUUUUUUUUUUGGAUUUAAUAAAGCAGCCGUCGAACAGGAGCUUCUUGGUUAUAUUACCAAGAUAUAACAACUCUUAGUUGCAGAUAAUUUUUGUCUUCAUAUCGGUAUCUCAUCCUGUGGUUUCAUGGGGACAGGGGAAGAACGCUCACCCGCAAAACAAUCCAAACCUACUUCAACUCAGGAGACACCUCCAUCCACAUAUCUUGAUUGGUCAAGCUCUAUGCAGACUCUAAAUUGUGACUCUGGAGUUGUUCCGUCUUUCUUUGUCUCAUCAACUGUUACGCCUCCGGUUCCUCAUCCAUAUAUGUGGGCAGGCCAGUAUCCCAUGAUGCCACCUUAUGGGACUCCCGUUCCGUACCCGUCUGUAUACCCGCCAGCAGGCGUUUAUGGUCAUCCUAGUAUGCCGAUGCCAAACACAGAAAUGGAAACAAAGGCCUCUAACGGGAAAGUCAAGGUCAACAAAAAGUCAAAGGGGAGUCACGGAAAUGUCAACGAUACUGGUGUUAGGGCUGGAGAGAGUGGGAAGACAGCUUCGAGUUCAGGGAAUGACGGUGCCACACAAAGUGCCGAAAGUGGAAAUAACGGUUCAUCUGAUGCAAAUGAUGAGGAUACCCAACAGGAACAUUCUGGAAGCAAAAAGGGAAGCUUCCAUCAGAUGCUUGCGGACGGUAGUUCUACAUACUUAUCGAAUGCACGAAACAACAAUCAUGUAGCUUCUAUGCCUGCUACCACCAAUCUUUAUAUGGGGAUGAAUAUGUGGACCCCACCUACUGGAUCUGUGUCACAACCGGUGACCCCGCCACCGAUAAUGGCUGAUCGGUGGGUUCAGGAUGAACGAGAAUUGAAAAGGCAGAAACGGAAGCAAGACAACAGAGAGUCGGCUAGAAGAUCAAGGAUGCGCAAGCAGGCUGAGUGUGAAGCGCUACAAGCAACAGUAGAGACGCUAAAUAACGAGAAUCACUCACUUAGGGAUGAGCUGCAGAGGCUUUCUGAGGCAUGUGGGAAGCUUACAGCUGAAAAUGAUUCGAUAAAGGAUGAGUUAACCCGGUCUAUUGGACCUGAAGCUGUGACAAAACCGGAUGCACAACUUGAAUCUCAAACCAACGAAGGCGACAGUUGACAAGAAAGUUAUUCGAUUAAGUCAACAACCAUUUUUUAAGGGAUUUUGACUAUAGGAUUAAUCAAGGAAGUCGUUAACAUUUUGUUAUAGAAUCUCUGGUCCUGAUGCUUGGCGUUGUACAAGUUAAGAUUAUACCAGGAAUUAGGUCAGAAUUAUGUGCUCAUUUUAGGGGUGAGCAAGUUUAGGUCCGGACCGAAAAUAAGCGAGAACCGAACCAAAAAUAUACCUAACCCGACCCGAACCCAAGUACCUAGGUAUUUAGAUCGGUUCCUAUUUUUCAUGUAAAAUAGGGUCGGGUCGGUUCUCGGUUCUUUUCAUGGUAAAACCCGACUUGGACCUAUGAGCCUCAUUUUUAACUUUCACAAAUUCAUUCUUCAAUGAAUAUUAUAGCCAUAUUGUGUGAGA
Helianthus annuus (common sunflower) is the source of this 1696-nucleotide messenger RNA. RefSeq names its product G-box-binding factor 1. The transcript has 12 exons. Gene Ontology annotation, cellular component: nucleus. Lineage: Eukaryota; Viridiplantae; Streptophyta; Magnoliopsida; Asterales; Asteraceae. Gene Ontology annotation, molecular function: DNA-binding transcription factor activity; sequence-specific DNA binding. Gene Ontology annotation, biological process: regulation of DNA-templated transcription. The record is from RefSeq and is a predicted model, not a curated record. The coding region runs from base 296 to 1291 and encodes 331 amino acids.